CGACCUCGACCGGACCAGCGUGGCUGAUCCAAAGAUCGUUUCGCGCCGUGAAUCAUUGCUCGCGCGCGGCAAUGAUACAUUCCGUGUCAUCUGAUCCUUGUUUCUCGAUCAAAGGGAAUUUCUACGCUUGUCAUCUCGGACUUUCGACUUUCUUCUCUCUGCCGAGGCUACUUAGGAAGAUUUAAAACAAGUUGGAGCUUCCCAGUUAAACAUCGAACGAGACAUCGUAAGAGACAGAAAUAGGCUCGAGCCGUAUCGUGGCUACCGUGAUUCUCAUUGUGAUGAUUCGGGAAACCCAACAGGGAUCAAGAUACGGUCACCCGUGACCCGAACCACGAGAUUGUCAGCGCUGUUUCAGCCCAAACCCACUCAAUCUGCCUAUGCCAUUUAAAAUCCUCUCCAAUCCUCUCCUAUAAACCAUUUCUACCUCCGCGUCAACCUGUGGGUUACCCAGAAACUCUAGAAAAUGGAUGAUGACGACACAGAUGAGAAACGAGAAUCUCUAACCUUGGUCAACAAACUGUCUCACAAAGAAUCAGAAAGCAAGCUCCUAUUGUCUUCGAAAUCUAUAUCGAAAAGCAGGUUCGAAGCAAGACAACAAAGGGACUCCACGGAAGAUUCUGACACCAUGGACGGUGCCUCCGAUAAUAAAGUGGAGAACAUCUCAAAGGACGAGGACACCUCAGAGCCUCUAGUGACCGAUGAAAAGGGUACCAGGAUCUCGGACAGACAUUGCCAUUCCCUGGACGUUCCAGAGGAAGCAGAGUCUCUUCUGAUGACUCGACAGCAGGCUAUUACGAGGACCAGCCUAAGAGUGGGCGAGGGGGGGAGCAAAAUAUCCAGGUUUCCUGAGAACAGAUCUGCCUGUCUGUUCCAUCGAAGCCCUCAGUCUUCGUCGAGUCAGGAGGAUUACGAACCCGAAGUGAAGAGUCUGUCCAAGAUUCAGAAACAACAACAGCAUCUUCUAACCACCGGCAGUGAGACUCAGAUGACAGUUCGAUCUAUGGAGAGUCUUAGAACCUCGAGGAACUUUCUGAGCGCGGAUGAGCGAUACAUAGAGGAUUCUAAGAGCCUGGAGUCUCUGUCGCUGUCUUCAGAGUCUCACGUGACAAGUUCCAAGAGUCAUUACAGGAGCUUCCUGACAUCUUCUAGCAGCGAUGUUAGGAGGAUCAUGACCGUUGAGUCAAAGAGUAGCGACGAUCUUCAUAGAGAGGAGAGUCUAAAUGCCGAAGUUAGACGUGGUCUGUUUGCCAAUACUGGGCUGGAGAGAAAAAUCCCGCAGCAUCUUAGUUUACCACCGCCUUCCAAUGUGUUUUCUCUGACCAGUCCAGGUGGCAGUGACAGGAAGAUUACCAUUUUGAGUCCAUACUCGCCGAUUCAAUCUAUGGAAUUCCAGUUUUCCGCGCAAACGCUGAAGAGUAGACGCAAGAAGGCGAUCGUUUUGCCGAGGUUGGUGUUACCCAGAAGCGAAUCCGACGUGUUCCUAGAUUUCGACGUGGGAAAUGGAAGCUCAAAGGCAGACAGCAGCGCUACGGGCGACAACGCAUCGCAGAAUCCAAGUUUGGUGCUGCAACAGCCACAACGACGAGAAAGCUUCCUGUAUCGCAGCGACAGCGACUUCGACAUGUCACCAAAGUCGAUGUCUCGGAACAGUUCGAUCGCAAGUGAAAGAUACAAAGAAGCAGAGGUUGUUAUGGAGCGACCGGUUUCAACAGAUCCCAGUAGCCAUGGCGAGGAAUAUAUCGUCACACCUUUCGCGCAGAUUCUUGCCUCCCUACGAUCCGUCAGGUACAACCUCCUGUUGCUCACAGAUGCAUUCACGAACCGAAUACGAAGGAACAGUGAGCAGGCGGGCAGCUCAUCGCAGCAACAAGGAGGUCAAACGCUAGGAGACGAGGAAUACGCAAAAACAGCCGCAGAUACGAUGUACGAGCUAGACUGGUGCCUGAAACAGCUGGAAACCAUUCGGACGCAUCAGUCCGUAUCAGACAUGGCCUCAACGAAGUUUAAACGAAUGUUAAACAAGGAACUGUCACACUUCUCAGAAUCGUCCAAAUCCGGUAACCAGAUAUCAGAAUAUAUCUGCAACACCUUCCUCGAUAAACAACAAGAUGUAGAUAUACCGUCUCUACCGACCGACGAGGACUCCUUAGCUGCCGGAAGUGCAGAUAAGAAGGAGGCGAAGAAAAAGGACCGCGUGCAAAAAGGCCCAGCUUCCAUGUCACACAUAAGCGGCGUAAAACGACCCCUCACACACACGAACAGCUUCACCGGGGAACGUGUGCCGCUUCAUGGUGUCGAGACACCUCACGAAGAAGAACUUGGCGAGGCUCUGUUAAGCAUCAACACAUGGGGCAUCGACAUCUUCCGGCUAGGCGAUCUGAGCAACAAUAGGCCAUUGACCUGCAUCACGUACACGAUCUUCAAAAGCCGUGAUUUGUUCAAGGCAAUGUGCAUACUGCCCCAGACGUUCCUCAACUACAUGACGACCCUCGAGGAUCACUACGUCAAGGAGAAUCCUUUCCACAAUAGUCUGCACGCGGCUGAUGUGACCCAGUCCACCCACAUUCUGCUCAGCACGCCCGCACUCGAGUCCGUUUUCACACCAUUGGAAAUCGCAGCUGCCCUGUUUGCCGCAGCCAUUCACGACGUAGACCAUCCUGGACUGACCAACCAGUUCCUGGUUAAUAUCGGCUCCGAGCUCGCUCUCAUGUACAAUGACGAAUCCGUUCUGGAAAACCAUCAUCUGGCAGUGGCGUUCAAAUUGCUCCAGAACGAGUGCUGUGACAUACUCCGCAACUUGACGAAGAAGCAACGCCGGAUCUUCAGAAAGAUGACCAUUGAUAUAGUUUUGUCCACGGAUAUGUCCAAACACAUGACUUUGCUAGCAGAAUUGAAGACCACGGUGGAAACGAAAAUAGUUGCUGGCUCUGGCGUUCUCGUAUUGAAAACGUACAGUGAUCGAAUAAUGGUUAUAGCAAACGCAGUACACUGCUCUGAUCUGUCAAAUCCCACGAAACCAUUAUUCUUAUAUCGACAAUGGGUCCAACGGUUGAUGGAGGAGUUAUUCCGUCAAGGAGAUCGAGAACGCGAAAGGAAAAUGGUGAUUAGCCCAAUGUGCGACAGAUACAAUCCCACCGUGGAGAAGUCGCAGGUCGGCUUCAUAGACUACAUUGUCCAUCCUCUUUGGGAAACUUGGGCAGAAUUGGUUUAUCCCGGUGCUCGGGAUAUUCUGGAUAACCUAGAGGAGAAUCGAGACUGGUAUCAUUCCAUGAUCCCUCCGUCACCACCGUCCAACGAUCAACAGAAGAACGAACAACAGUCCGAUAAUAUACACUUCCAGGUGACACUGGAAGAGGACUAUACCAUUGACACGGAGGAGACCGCUGGAAUGUGACUGAGAUUCGCGGGUAUUUGCAAGAAGCUCCACGAGAAGGUGCAGCAGACCUGGUGGCGCGUGCGUCAGUAAUCAUUAGCUCGCUGCCACUGACUAAAUGUCUAUGUGUCUAUCUAUAUUCCUUUUUGGCCAAGCUCCACUCCCCGGAACAGUGGAAGAAACCUUGUCUCAACAGGAGAGACAGGACAAAGAGAAAAGGAAAGAGUGAGAGAAAGAAAAACGAUUAACUGGAAAAGGAACGUCUAGUCGCCGCUAGUUCAGACCUCGACAAAUAAACACGGGGUCUUUCUUGACGUGUCAGAAGAGAACAAAGAUCAGCCAGGAAAGAAAUUUGGAAGAUGGAGGACAACCCACAUUGACGCAAUCGUUUUGCUCAGACGCUGACGCGUCUCAGCUAUGGGCAACGGUCCUAAAUCGCUUCGUCUCGACUAGUUCGAGACGCGACGACAGCGUCCACGAUGGACCAUCCUCGAUAGAAAGACAGAGAGGAGCAUCGUCGUCGUUACCAUUGUCGCUUUUCUCCCUUCCCAUAGUCGUCGUUCGAUCGGCCCCAGAUUGGCGCGUCUCUGGCUCGAAUAUGGAGGGCACGAAUCUCUUCACCAAGUACCUGUACAUUACCCAGGUGAACCGAUCACGGUAAAGACUAUCACCGUGUCUUUAUUAGGUUCCCUUUAUUAUCGUAAUAUAUAGAACGAGAACGUGAAAAACGACGCGACUCGAGAAAACGCAGGAAUAUCUCAUCUCGCCUCAGUGGUAGGAUCCUAUCUUGACAUAUCAAUUACACGGUACAAGCGGCUCAGGUCGCGAUAUUCCAACGAUCCGGAGGAUCUUCUACGCAGCCAGCUGAUCCUCGAUUGGUUAUUGAAGAAAUUGAAUGUCUAUGUUGGACCGUUUAUUCCGAUUUCGGCCAAAUUGGCUAUGUGGCUGCGUUAGAGACCAGAUUGGAUAAUUUUACAAAAGAAUUAAAGUUGGAUGGUUAAAAAGUUUGAAAAAGAGAAGGUAUAGCGAUCAACAGAGAGGGUCAGGGGCAUACACACGUACCUACACAGAAGACACGCGAUCGUUUUUAACCAAAGAGUAUUGUUAGUCACUUCGUCGUUUCAGAAACGAACUCUUUUUCUUCAUUCAGGAUAAAUAAGAAAAAAUGAAUUAUAAAUCGUGAACAAACAGCGAGACAUCAUCGCGCGUUCUAGCUUGUAGCGAUGGUAGAUUACUUAGGGGACUCAGCGAGGUGGAGAAUUAAAUUAGUUAGAACUUUGCAACUCGAUGUGUUUACGAAACCGAGACUAAGAAUAAAAAAAAAAAAAGAAAAAGAGAAAAGGUAUUAAAAAAAUAAUAAUAAUAAUAAAUGGAGAUAAAAUGAAAUAACGAAGUACUCUCUCGCUUGGAUGUCUGUGAAUCGCUCAAAUUCAAGGAUCCAUGCUCGAUCUCAAGUCGAUGGCGUCUCGAUGGUCGAGCGUCGAUCCUCUUCGCUCUCUUUCUCGAAGCAUCGCAAUCUUUCAUCGAAAUUCAACUGGUAUAUGUACACAGACAUAUAUAUAUAUAUAUAAAAGUAUAUAUACAUAUAUUUUUUUGUAAAAAAAACCUUUUUGGGGCUUGUGUUUUCUACGAUGCAUUUAUUUUCUCCUUUUUGAUAUAUGCCUAACUGAAUAAAGAAAAAAAAUUUAUCGUGUCAAUAAAACGACGAGGAAAUCAACCGUGAUAAUGUUUUCACGUAUUCGACUUUCUGACGAGAAAAAAGCGGCCGCACGGGCAAAGAAAAAUGGCCGACACGCGUCAAUUGCUCGAGAAAGAAGCGAAUACUUGUAUCUGUGUCCGUAGGCAGUGAAUCUAGUGAGUGUUUUUGGUGCUGUGCACCAAGCUUAGAUCAUUAAGAGUAAUUUACGUAAGGCUACGAGUACACGACUAGAUAUUAAGCUGAGGAAUUAAUGUAUAAACGAAAAGAGUGGAAACAAAAAAAAAAAAACGUAAAUGUUCUUUAGGACGUAAGCGAACCAAGUAACUAAUGAUAAUUAAAUAUUUAACAACGAGAAGAAGACGAUGAGAAUUAAUCGAAAUAAAAAAAAAAAAAAAAAAAAAGAA
Messenger RNA from Bombus huntii, 5479 nucleotides. RefSeq names its product cAMP-specific 3',5'-cyclic phosphodiesterase-like (gene dnc). Gene Ontology annotation, molecular function: 3',5'-cyclic-AMP phosphodiesterase activity. Bases 467 to 3397 code for a protein of 976 amino acids. NCBI's taxonomy places the organism in Eukaryota, Metazoa, Arthropoda, Insecta, Hymenoptera, Apidae. Gene Ontology annotation, biological process: signal transduction. The transcript is spliced from 14 exons. The record is from RefSeq and is a predicted model, not a curated record. Gene Ontology annotation, cellular component: cytosol; perinuclear region of cytoplasm; nucleus.